This is a messenger RNA of Aspergillus welwitschiae, 858 nucleotides long. RefSeq lists its product as uncharacterized. NCBI's taxonomy places the organism in Eukaryota, Fungi, Ascomycota, Eurotiomycetes, Eurotiales, Aspergillaceae. The transcript has 3 exons. Bases 131 to 580 code for a protein of 149 amino acids. The record is from RefSeq and is a predicted model, not a curated record. Gene Ontology annotation, molecular function: ribonuclease III activity. Gene Ontology annotation, biological process: RNA processing.
CUCCUCUCUCAACACAACUAUUUAAGUUGGCACAUUAACCCAUAACUCUCUUGCUUAUAUAUCUGCAGCCAUACGUAUCACACCAGGCUCUCAUCCGCAGGACCUCCAAAUUCCCACGAAUUCGUGCAACAUGACCAGUGUCCGCAGCAAACUUAUUGAUUCUAUCCAAGAUCGCUUGGGCGUUUCAUUCGAGAAUUCAACGCUAAUUCACGAAGCUUUCAUGGCUGCUAGCGCGGUUGGCAGAGAUAGUCGCGCUAGGCAUGAGAGCCGCAAGCAAAUCAACCAAAUUGUCUCCCGCAUUGCCAGUAAUAGGAACCUUGCCCAGCGGGGGUUCGAACUGGGUCUUGAUCGGUGCGUUUGCAAGAAUCUCUCCCAGGGCAAUUUUGUCUCUGACAAGCUGAUGGCAACUACUGUUGAGGCUAUUGCCGGUGCCGUCUUCCUAGAAACAAGCUGGGAUCGAGCAGCAUUGCAGAGGAUUGUGGAUGCAUUAGGCCUGGCGUGGCCGGAUUCUUGCGCUAGGAUAUUUCCAUGCAAGGCUCGGAUAAUUACGGAUCUCCUAUCUUCCAUUAUCGCAUAUUGAUACGCGCAUUCUAUUUGCCCGCAGAGCAAUCGCAUGUGAUCUGCAAAGCUAUGCUCGUGUAACCCACACAACGCAUUGCUCUACAGACCGUCGCUUGUAAGGUUCCAUAUGACCAUUACUCGUUCAUAUGAGACGUUGCAUGCAGCUGGCUUGUUGUACAGGCCAGUAUUCCUCUGCGUGUUAUUAUGGAUAGAGGCCUGAUGCUCCAUUAUAAUUUGUAUUGACUCCAUCAGUGGAUAUUGUUAGAAAGUUCUAGCUCUGCACUAUUUGGUUCUAAC